Messenger RNA from Porites evermanni, 4415 nucleotides. Lineage: Eukaryota; Metazoa; Cnidaria; Anthozoa; Scleractinia; Poritidae. The record is from the annotation of a GenBank genome assembly.
AUGAAGGCCGAUGGUACAUGGGGCGAUCACGUGAUUCUCCAUGGUGCGGCAAACUGCUUUGAUACCUGCAUUCACGUGAUCAGCAGUCAUCAUCGUGAUGUACUGAUUAACCCACAACGUGAAGGUGUCGACCGUGACCGGCUUGUACUGGGACACUUAUGUGAGCUUCACUAUGUUAGCCUUAUUCCACGCAAAUCACCUGAAGGUAAUUCACCUCUUGCCUUGUAAUGUUAGAUUUAAAAAGACACUUUAACAAAUAGAAGUUGUUGUCGGUUCUGAAGUGGCAGUAUGUUAUGUCAAAUUUUUGCCGCCUGUUGGAAGUCUUGGUUGUAGUGCCACGUGUCACUUGUAAAAAUGAUGACAUUCAUUUAUUUAGUAACAACCUGUGCAGAAGGAACAUCUGUACAGCGUUCCGAGCCCUUUUGUUAAAACUUAUGAUUUUAUUUUCGUCAACAAGGCCAUAAAUAGAACANGGCUUGUACUGGGACACUUAUGUGAGCUUCACUAUGUUAGCCUUAUUCCACGCAAAUCACCUGAAGGUAAUUCACCUCUUGCCUUGUAAUGUUAGAUUUAAAAAGACACUUUAACAAAUAGAAGUUGUUGUCGGUUCUGAAGUGGCAGUAUGUUAUGUCAAAUUUUUGCCGCCUGUUGGAAGUCUUGGUUGUAGUGCCACGUGUCACUUGUAAAAAUGAUGACAUUCAUUUAUUUAGUAACAACCUGUGCAGAAGGAACAUCUGUACAGCGUUCCGAGCCCUUUUGUUAAAACUUAUGAUUUUAUUUUCGUCAACAAGGCCAUAAAUAGAACAGAAGUAAAUCUGUCAAGCAAACUAGAAAAACUUGGUUUUCCCAUUGUCACACUUUGUUUUCUCCGUUCAAAAAAAUCGCAGUCUUAUAUUAUCAGCUUUAAAAACUCUCGGCCUCGCCUCGAAUUUUUAUCCUGAUAAUAUAAGACUGCGAGUUUUUUCAACGGCUUCAAAAUCUCUGAUAUAGAUCAACUCAUUCUUACACUAAUAUUUAGAUUUGGGGUUAUUUUGGUUUAAAAAAUUUAGACACUCAUUAAACAUUUAUUUCUUUUGUUUUUUUUCUUAUGAAUUAUUAAUCGAGUUUUGAAUUUCAUCUCACGACAUAUUAAAGCAAACGACUUAUAAAAAACAACUCAAGGUUUUUAAUACAUUAUUACAUUUUAGACGUAUGUACAGUAAAGCGCCAGAAACGCAGAUUAGAAACGGACGAAGAUGAUGCCCAUUUGGAUUGGGGUAAGGAUAAAAUAAUGAUUUUUGCUAUCAGAGAGGUAGAUUUGCUACAAGUUGACUCUCAUAAGUUCUUAAAAGUGAGCGAAGCGAGGUUCAAUGCAUGAGGUCGCGCAGCGACCGAGCGAGCGACGAAGUCCUGAACGCCCCGCAGCAGCCACGCUCAGAGGACCACGUUUCACUCGUGAAAGAUGACCCCCACGUUCGUAAAUAACAAUUGAAGUCAGUGAGAUACGGAUCUGACAUGAAGAACCACUGAAAAAACUGUAAUUGCUGCAAUUUCGCGUCCAUAGACCUAUUCGGCUAACUCAGUGUUGUACCCAAUUCAAACCCUUUGGGAAUAAAACGUUUUGUUUCAGGAAUUUUCAUAUCAUUUAAAUGAGAAUGCCACAUUAUAAUGCAAAUACAAGACACAACGAAUUUUAACCCCAAGAGAUUUGAAUUGGGUACAACAUUGAGUUAGACCCUGUUUACAUGGAGUGGGGGACCCCGGUCUAGUGGGGUAGGUUUCUUUUGUUUCGUGUCCCCCAGAGCGUGAAGAAAAAGCGCAAAAGAAACCAACCCCACUAGACCGGGGUCCCCCACUCCAUGUAAACAGACCCUUAGCCGAAUAGGUCUAUUGUACGGUGUCGUGUGAAUUCCAGUGUUAAUAGCAAACGUCUGUUAUUUUUUGUUAACUAAAGGUGGAGAGAAAAACAAGAAACACAAAUCAGGCAAGAAGUAGAUGUUAGCAGUGAGACAGAUACAGAAUGGUACCCAGUAAAAACGGCGGAGAUUAAAAGAAGUAAAUAGUUUUAUAUUUUUCUAAAGACUUACGCAUAAAUUAAUAUUCACAUUUGACAUGGUCGAAAAAGUUUUUUUUGUGUGUGGGUGUUUGCAUUUUCCCACAUUGCCAGUGUGAAACGGUAAAAAACAAAACUUUUUUUUACAGUGAAUUAAUAAUAAUGGUAAUGACGUGUAUUAUUGGGAUGUUUCUUAGCAAACUGUAAAUUAAAGUUUUUUAGCAAAAUGUAAUGAUAAAAUAGAUGUUCACGGCAUAUAAUUUACUGGAGAAGCAACAUUUACGAUAGUAAUGUCACUAUUUUUAGUUGAAUUAUAGCAACUAAAGUUUUUUUUAACAAAUUUAUCCUGUAUCAGGAUGUUCAUUACGAAUCUUUGUAUAUAUUUAUUUGCUCUUAAUUGGGAUGUUUCUUAUUAGACUGUAGAGCUUUUAGCCAAAUAUUUAUUUAAAAAUGAAAGCUGUAAAAAUUUAUUCGAAAAGUGACAUUCAUGUUAGUUUAGGGUGUUUCUGAUCAACCUGUAAAUAUUUUUAGUUGAAUUAUAGUCUUUAGUUUGAACUUUUUAUAUGGGAUCUAUCCUGUAUCAGGAUGUUCAGUCAUCACCAAUCUCUACAUACAUGUAUAUUUAUUUCGUCAUUGGGAUAUUUCCUGUCAAACUGAAGCGUUUUUAGCUCAGAAUUGUAAAAACAAUAUUCCUUCAGAAUUUAUUGGAACCGUUUGGCUUUAUGGAAACUGCCUGUAUCAAGUUGUUUCUCGCCAGUCUCUGUAUAUUUUUCAGUUUAAAAUACUGUUGAUUUGAAUUUGCUAGAGUUCUUUUCUGUCAGGCGAAGUUCCUGAUCAGCCACGAUAAAAAUUUAUCUUAUUUCCUAAAUGUCAUUCAUGUCUCAGUGAAUGAACGUUACUUUCCAAUCUGACAAAAUAUCUUCCGUUUAAUGAUGUUCCAUAAGAAUUUAUCCAUAAGGAAUAGCUAUGAUAAUUGUCUUUCUCUCGAUGUCCAUUAGACCCCAUCCACAUGUAUGCGGAUAUUUUUGAAUCCGCAACUUUUUCUUUCCGCAGACGGCUUUCGUCCACUCGUAUCCGGCGUAUCCGGCAGAGGAAUCCGCAACUUUUUGCAUCCGCUCUCCAGAGUGGAAAUUUUUUAAUCCACUUUAAAUCUGUAUCCGGAAACGGUUAUUAGUCACUGCUAAUGAACAGCACGUGCAACAAUUUUACCAACUGGAUCUGAAUCCAGACAGCAAACUUAAUUUUUUGGAAGAAAAUCAAACAUACAUACAGGCAGGUAUAAUCUCUCUAAGUCCACUAAAAAAGUUAACAUUGGUAGUGAGUUGAAAUGGAAGUAUUAUGAAUACAUCACUAGAUAUAUACAGAUAUAUAUGCAUAAGGCGUCUGAACGGGCUCAGACCCUGAUACGAAUAAAUAAAGGUCUCUCUCUCUUUCACAAAACACGCUGACGAUUGUUAUAACCCACUGCUAAUGAACACUGCAACAAAUUUAUCUAAGAACCUGCAUGGGAAUCAAGAGGGCCACCUUAAUUUUUUUAAUAAUAUGUAAACAGAGAGGUAUGAAUAAUCACAUCUGCAUCACUAACAUCAAAGCUAACACUGGUGAUAAAUUUUAAUCGUAGCAUUAUGAAUACACACCACUUCAUAAUGAAGUAAUUACGUACUAUUCGUAACUUAUGAUUAUCGUAUUGUCAAUCAUAAUUUGCUCGCCAGGUGACGGAAGUUGCAUUUUUGUUCAAAGUGAGAAACUUAAUCCUCAUAGGGGAGCGAGAUUAUGAACGAUCAGAGUAAUGUUACUAAAAUCACUCUUAACUGCUAUUGGUCACUCCUAAUGAACAGUAAACUACCAACGUCACCCUCUGGGUCUUCUCGAUGUCAAUAUGGUGACGGUAGGUGAGAAGACCCGCGCACACAGCCAAACUCAAACAAUCGCCGAUUGGUUCCCUCUAAAUUUUAAGUUUCAUUCUUACAUGGACGUCGAUUGGUCGACACCUCUCUUCAGAGUUCUUUUUCGACAGUUGCGCGCCAAAUAAAUUGCAAAUUGCAAUCCCUGAACGCAUGAAACUCAAACUAGUGUGUCCCUCAAUGUACUUUGAAACCAGUUCCAAACCGCUGCCAUUUGGGUGUUCAGUGGUGAAAGCUUCGAGAACAACUUGCAAUGGUGAUGCCAAAAUAAAAUGAUGAUAUUGAUGCUCUAGUAAACCGAAGAGAAGUUCAAGACCUUUGAGCAGGAUGUGGUUGUUUUCUGCUGCAAAACGCCUUGUCCCCUGUUGGAUGCACAAGCACCUUUUAAACCUUUUCGAUUUGGUCGCCAUGGCUACAGUGACGAGGUACCCCACUUUGAAACUGAACGACGCAACUUAGGAUACUUGAGGUGGUCAUAA